Molecule: messenger RNA, 3226 nt
Organism: Gadus chalcogrammus (walleye pollock)
Lineage: Eukaryota; Metazoa; Chordata; Actinopteri; Gadiformes; Gadidae
Product: kinesin light chain 1-like
Exons: 12
Coding region: 391-1953 (520 amino acids)
Biological process (GO): microtubule-based movement
Cellular component (GO): kinesin complex; membrane-bounded organelle; cytoplasm
Molecular function (GO): kinesin binding
Source: RefSeq, a predicted model, not a curated record
AUAGCUGCCAACCAACAUAGCUGCCUAUUCCCCCUCCUACCACCUCACCACACCGCCCUUGGUAGAAGGCUGCCGCUGCUGCUGAGGAUGAUGAUGAUGACGAUGACGCAACCGACUCGGCUUGGCUGUGGAUUCUGGGAGAAAUUCACUCAACAGCCAUCUUCGGGGUCUCGGCUGUCAAGCGGCACCUUUACAUUAUACAGUUAGGGUCACUUGUCUCAAAACAACAAACUAUUUCAGUAUGGCCGGUCUUUAAAGGGUUGCACCAUCGCUGUAGCAGAGAGCCGAAGGGAAGCGAGUCUCAGGCGUUAUCGGUGGAUUGCUAACGGAAAGCCGCUACCGCCUCUCAUCUGGUGCCAAGCGAUCCGAGUCAAGUGUACAUUUAGGGAGAUGUCGACCAUGGUGUACCCACGAGACGAAGCCCUGGAGCGGCUUAGUCAGGACGAGAUCGUCCUCAACACCAAGGCGGUCAUCCAGGGCCUGGAGACGCUGCGGGGGGAGCAUGCCCAGCUCCUCAACUCACUGCUGGACUGCACGCAGCCACCCGUAGCCCAGGAGCGGUCGGGCCUGCUGCGCAAGAGCAUGGAGGCCAUCGAGUUGGGCCUCGGGGAGGCACAGGUGAUCAUCGCAGCGAAACUGGCCCUGGCCCUGUCAGGCCACCUCAGCGCCGUGGAGUCGGAGAAGCAGAAGCUGCGGGCCCAGGUGCGCGGGCUAUGCCAGGAGAACCAGUUGCUCCGCGACGAGCUGGCCAACACGCAGCACAAGCUCCAGCGCAGCGAGCAGAGCGUGGCCCAGCUGGAGGAGGAGAAGAAGCACCUGGAGUUCAUGAACCAGAUCAAGAAGUACGACGAGGACCCCGCCGCCGGGGCCUCCCCGUCCGACGAGAAGGGCCAGGCUGGGGGAGGAGGAGGAGGAGGGGGGGGGGACGGCUCCAAGGAUAACCUGGAUGAUCUGUUCCCCAACGAUGAGGACCAGGGGCCAGCCCAGCCCAGCGGCGAGGUGGCAGCCCAGCAGGGGGGCUAUGAGAUCCCAGCCCGCCUGCGGACCCUCCACAACCUGGUGAUCCAGUACGCGUCGCAGGGCCGCUACGAGGUGGCCGUGCCGCUCUGCAAGCAGGCCCUGGAGGACCUGGAGAAGACCUCGGGCCACGACCACCCCGACGUGGCCACCAUGCUCAACAUCCUGGCCCUGGUCUACAGGGACCAGAACAAGUACAAGGAGGCGGCCCACCUGCUGAAUGACGCCCUGGCCAUCCGGGAGAAGACCCUGGGCCGGGACCACCCGGCGGUGGCCGCCACCCUCAACAACCUGGCCGUGCUCUACCGCAAGAGGGGCAAAUACAAGGAGGCGGAGCCGCUGUGCAAGAGGGCCUUGGAGAUCAGAGAGAAGGUCCUGGGGAAGUAUCACCCGGACGUGGCCAAGCAGCUCAACAACCUGGCGCUGCUCUGCCAGAACCAGGGCAAGUACGAGGAGGUGGAGUACUACUACCAGCGGGCCCUGGAGAUCUACCAGUCCAAGCUGGGCGCCGACGACCCCAACGUGGCCAAGACCAAGAACAACCUGGCCACCUGCUACCUGAAGCAGGGCAAGUACAAGGACGCUGAGGCCCUCUACAAGGAGAUCCUGACCCGCGCGCACGAGAAGGAGUUCGGCUCUGUUAACAACGACAACAAGCCCAUCUGGAUGCAUGCAGAGGAGCGGGAGGAGAGCAAGGGAAAGCGUAAGGACUGCGGCCCCGCUGUGGAGUAUGGAGGCUGGUACAAGGCCUGCAAGGUGGACAGCCCUACAGUCAACACCACCCUGAAGAGCCUGGGCUCGCUGUACCGCCGCCAGGGCAAGCAUGAGGCAGCCGAGACACUGGAGGAGUGCGCCAACAAGACCCGCAAACAGUGCCUACCAUCUUCCUGGGGAAGAAGCCCAAGGAGAAGGACCUGGAUUCCAAGAGCCAGAUGAUCGAGGGCAUCAGCCGGCUCAUCUGUUCCGCCAAGCAGCAGCAGACCAUCCUGAAAGUAUCCAUCGACGGCGUGGAGUGGAACGACGUCAAGUUCUUCCAGCUGGCCGCACAGUGGCCCACCCACGUCAAGUACAUCCCCGUCGGACUCUAUGGCUACAGCAAGCCCCCCUCCUAGGGGUCUGCGUCCAUCACGACCUCGGACCCACCCCCCCCUCAACCCGUACCCAGCCCGACUCGACAUCAUGACCUCCUCCUCUCUCCCCCCCCCCCCCCUCCGUGGCUGCUCAUGCGGAAGCCUAACCCUUCAACCCCGCCAAGGCCCUUGAGCAAUGCAACGUCAUUCAGACGCAGGUCUCGUUCGUUGGGUUUGUUGUCGUUUUUUGUGUGCGUUUGUUUCUUCUACUGUUUGCUCAUUUAUUCUCCAAGACGCACAGAAGGGAGAGAUAGGGAGUGUGUUUUUUUGGGGGGUGCAUUGCUACUACUAGUCACUUUAUUACGUGUGUGCAUGCGUGUGUGUGUGAGUGUGCGAGUUUAUGUGUGUGUGCGUGAGUGUGUGGCCAUGUACACGUGAAUGUUAAUUGACAAAUGAAUGUGUGCUUGUGUAUGUGUUCAUUAGGGGCUUACAUAUUGGCACAGCUUUCCUUCUAUACCUGCUCAUUAGCUACUGAUCCAUGACACCCCCAAAAGCAUGAAGACUACAAACUAUUGUACUCUUAACCAACCCCUGAUACCGCUGUUCCUAAAUCACUUAACCAUUGACCCUGACCUUGAUGGUUUCAAACCUAUAAAACUGCCCCGAAACCAGAAGACCGAAACUCAAACCAUGCAUGUUUAGACAUCCCGUCUAUGCCACUUGUGUGCCGGAAAAAACAACAACAACAACAACAAUAUUUAAAACAGGGCUACCGCUUUAGCAUGCGACGGAUAGCUUACAAAAAACGUUUACCAAUGAAGGCUGGUAGCAUGCGAUGCUGACGUCUGACCGUGUUUCAUACAGAUGCGCCCAUCAGUUUGCUUAGAAUUGAAGGGCUUCUGUUGUUGCAAAAAGCAUUUCUGAUGCCUUAUUGCGUCUAGGUCUCUAUGAUCAUGCAUAAUGUACCUUGGGAACCAGCCCCUCCCCUUUAAUCCUGCGUCGGGGCGUGUCAUCCUAAACGAGCACACUGGAAAGAACUCUGGUGCCAAGUUGCACUUCAUUGUCUUAUUUUCUAUGCACUUUUUUUUCUCAAUAACAAACCGGCAUGUAGUCCCUACCUACUCUCCUGUUGCGCUUAA